AUGACCCCAAGUGUCUCGGCUUCUCUUCCUGGUUCUGCCGGUCCCGUCAUGCUCGCUCCUCCGCCUUCCCGCGUAAUGCAGCAUAGGCAUCAUGAAAGUGAAGAGCCGCUCAGUAUGUCAGAACUGUCGGCAAAGGAAAUAUACAAUGAAGAGUUCUUCGGUUUAGUUACGGAGUACUUCACUCCCCAAUAUUAUAGUCAGGAGCAAUAUGUCCGCACCGACGGCCACUGCUCGACCCUGUGUAGCCCUUGGCUCGAAACCGUCCCUCUGCUUCUAGACACAAGCAAGAGUACACCUCUUCUGUCAGUGUCGCUCCGAACUUUAGGCUACUCAAUCAUCACCAAGGAAAAUAGAGACCGUAGGAGCAAUCAAUGGGAUCUCUGUCGCGCACAGUCAUAUACGAAAGCUGUGCGUUCAUUGAAAAAUAAAAUCACCGAAGAUGACGGUGGUUGCAAUGAAUCCGCUGCUGCUAUUAUUUCGGCCAGAGAGAGAAUGGCUACUGACAGCUACAAGUGGUUAGUACCCACAUCCCGAGAGGGCUGGAUCGCCCACAUCAGAGGUAUCGGCCGGAUGAUGGAAAUGUGUGGCCCAGAGUCAUUUGCUAGACCGGUUUCGCACCAGCUCUUUAUCGGCUUCCGGCCGCUAGUUAUCCUGGAGGCGUGCAUCUCCCGUCAAGAUACAUUCCUGUCCUCACAUGAGUGGCGGACAAUACCGUUCGCGCUCCUAGAACCAUCGCCAUUGCAAACGCUAUUAAGUCACGGUUCUAUCCUGCCUUCCAUUUUACAGAGAGUCCAGUCUAUAGACUCCCUGCCUCUCAAAGAUAGGCGAUCCGAGUGUCAAAGUAUUCUUGCGGAUCUAAUAAAUACUUUGCAGGAGCUUGACAUAUGGGAACAGUCUCUGCAAGCUGCGAUAAAUGGUCCACUAUGUUGGCCAAUAACAACGUGUUCAUCUCCGGCGAGGGCUAAUAGUGCGGUAGAGGGGUCUUUGUGGUUUUACAGCCUUCCAAUUGCCACAUCCUUGACGCAUUUAUGGGCCUUUCGUGCAGUGUGUUUCAGUCAGAUAGCACACCUGUUAUCAUCAGAUCCGACGCUUCGCACGGAGGCAAUGCGGACUUGCCUGAACGUGUCUGAAAUGGAGGACUGUCGCCAGCAAACUUUUGCCUUCCACAGAAUGGUUUGCCAGAGUAUGCUCUAUUUCAAACAGAGCACGUUGAGAUUCUACGGUGCAGCGGCGGUCACCCUUCCGCUAAGAGUGACACAGAUGGCCUUGUUACUGCUGCCUGCGGAUUCGUGA
Molecule: messenger RNA, 1293 nt
Organism: Aspergillus niger
Lineage: Eukaryota; Fungi; Ascomycota; Eurotiomycetes; Eurotiales; Aspergillaceae
Exons: 4
Coding region: 1-1293 (430 amino acids)
Source: RefSeq, a predicted model, not a curated record